Molecule: messenger RNA, 510 nt
Organism: Vombatus ursinus (common wombat)
Lineage: Eukaryota; Metazoa; Chordata; Mammalia; Diprotodontia; Vombatidae
Product: copper-transporting ATPase 2-like
Exons: 4
Biological process (GO): copper ion homeostasis
Cellular component (GO): perinuclear region of cytoplasm; membrane; trans-Golgi network
Molecular function (GO): P-type divalent copper transporter activity; copper ion binding
Source: RefSeq, a predicted model, not a curated record
AGCAAAACGUCUGAAGCCCUUGCGAAACUAAUGUCUCUUCAAGCCACAGAAGCUACUGUUGUGACAUUGGGCGAUGACAACGUCAUCCUCAGGGAGGAGCAAGUGCCCAUGGAGCUGGUUCAGCGGAAUGAUGUGAUCAAGGUAGUACCUGGGGGAAAGUUCCCAGUAGAUGGAAAAGUCCUCGAAGGCAGCACCAUGGCAGAUGAGUCCCUCAUCACAGGAGAAGCUAUGCCAGUCACUAAGAAACCUGGGAGCACGGUGAUUGCUGGCUCAAUCAAUGCACAUGGCUCGGUGCUAGUUACUGCUACUCAUGUUGGGUCGGACACUACGCUAGCACAGAUUGUGAAACUGGUAGAGGAGGCUCAAAUGUCAAAGGCACCCAUUCAGCAACUGGCUGACAAAUUUAGUGGAUAUUUUGUCCCAUUCAUCAUCAUCAUUUCAACUGUGACACUGGUGGUAUGGAUUGUAAUCGGUUUUAUCGAUUUUGGUGUUGUUCAGAAAUACUAUGCU